UCACAUCACCGUUGACGACUCUGGAAGGACUGUCCGUCAAAUUUACUAUUUUAAUGAACAUCACAAAACGUGUUUUUGCUCGUUUUUUGACAGGAUAGUUUUGACGAGAUCGAGCUGCGCCGGUACUCUGUGCAAUAACAGGCUGCAAGUAACGGCAGGCAUGAGGAUUGCUCAUCUUUCUCUGGAAAUGCCUCAGUUCCGCUGGGCUGCCUCGUGACUCCAGCAGCGACCGAGAGGAGGAGCAGACAGCAGAUGAUCCGGGCCCCCGUCAGCUCCUGCCCGCUCCCCUGAAGCGCGUAUGCACGCCUGGAUCAGGAGGACCAGAGGCAGCUGCAGGGGAGGCGCUGAAAUGAGAUGAGGCUCAGACAUGGAACUGUUGCCACUGCGAUUAUUUUCUUCACGUCGUUUCUCAGUCUGUCCUGGUACACGGCUUGGCAAAAUGGCAAAGAAAAGUUGGUAGCCUAUCAGAGGGAGUUUCACGCCCUGAGGGAGCGCCUGCGUGCGGCGGAGCACCGAACCCUCCAGCGCUCCUCUGAGCUCAACGCCAUCCUCGAGCAGUUCAGACGGGCCAUCGCAGAGACCAACGGCAGCAAAGAUGCUCUCUCCAACUUCUCAGAUGAGACACAGAAGUUGCUGAAGGAGUUGGCUCACAGGAAGCCCCUCCAGGUGCCAAAUAUCUACCACCAUCUGCCUCACUUGCUCAACAAUGAAGGCAGCCUGCACCCUGCCGUACAGGUGGGACAGGGACGUACCGGAGUUUCCAUGGUGAUGGGCAUCCCCACGGUGAAGCGGAAAGUAAAGUCAUACCUGUCAGAGACGCUUCAUUCACUCAUCGAUAAACUCUCGGCGGAGGAGAAACUCGACUGCGUCAUCAUAGUGUUCGUGGGAGAGACGGACAUAGAUUACGUAAACAGUGUGGUUGCAGGCCUUGAAAAAGAGUUCUACAGAGAGCUGAAUUCUGGUUUACUGGAGGUCAUAUCUCCCCCUGCCAGCUACUAUCCAGACUUCAGCAACUUGAAAGAGACCUUUGGUGACUCAAAGGAGAGGGUGAAAUGGAGGACCAAGCAGAACUUGGACUAUUCCUUUCUAAUGAUGUAUGCUGUGAACAAAGGGGUCUAUUAUGUCCAGUUAGAGGACGACAUCGUUGCCAAGCCCAACUAUUUUGCCACCAUGAAAAACUUUGCCCUACAACUCGCCACUGAGGACUGGAUGAUCCUUGAGUUUUCACAGCUGGGCUUUAUUGGUGAUAAAGACUUCCUGAAACCUCUGCUGCAUAAGAUUCACAUGAACCCGCCGGCGGAGGUGUCCACCUCUCUUAAAGUGUAUCAAGGUCAUACACUUGAGAAGACCUACAUGGGCGAAGACUUCUUCUGGGCCAUUACUCCAAUGGCUGGAGACUUCGUCCUGUUCAAGUUUGAUCGGCCCGUAAACAUAGAAAGGCCCAAAUCCCUCUCACACUGGUCGUGGUACAUCAAACCAUCCUUACAGUUGAUCCUGUUAGUGAAUAAGACUCGGUUUGAGAAAGGAGUGGCAGAGGGGACGGUUGACCCUGCCUUUAACCCUGUGGUGGCUGUUCGUCUGACGGUCCAGAAGAACUCCGCCGUGUGGGCAAUUAUUAGCGAGGUCUGUAUGCUGCCUUUGGUUUAG
This is a messenger RNA of Sinocyclocheilus grahami, 1647 nucleotides long. Its product is annotated as alpha-1,3-mannosyl-glycoprotein 4-beta-N-acetylglucosaminyltransferase A-like. Lineage: Eukaryota; Metazoa; Chordata; Actinopteri; Cypriniformes; Cyprinidae. Gene Ontology annotation, biological process: protein N-linked glycosylation. Gene Ontology annotation, molecular function: acetylglucosaminyltransferase activity. Bases 355 to 1647 code for a protein of 430 amino acids. The record is from RefSeq and is a predicted model, not a curated record. The transcript is spliced from 12 exons. Gene Ontology annotation, cellular component: Golgi stack; endoplasmic reticulum-Golgi intermediate compartment; endoplasmic reticulum.